AUGAAUCCCCCCUACAUGUAUUACUCCGCAACUUACGAUGAACCGCCGCUGUCCCCGUCGUCUAGCAUAAGCGUCCAGGCAACGGGGGCAGGCCCAGUCAACGAUUCCCCCGUCACUAUGAGCCGCCCUGCUGUCGCCCACAUCCGACGCCGCUCGAGCCGCAUCGAGGCUUGGUUGAGCGAGCAACAUCGCAUCGUGCAUACCACCACCGAUGACGACCUUGCGCCCACCAGGACGAAGCCUCUCCCUUACCUUGCGUACUCGCAGUCCAGUGGUGUCCCGCUGAUGAGGCACGAGCUGGACGAUCGCCUAACGGCCGACAGCUACGUCGUGGCGAACGAUGCCUUUCGCCUGUCGCGGAACGCGUCCGCGGCGUCUGCGCGCUCUCCGGACGUUACGCCGCGUCCUUCGCCACCUUCCACCCCUCGCAAGGGGUCUCCCCUGCACUCGGGUCAGCGCAGGUUCCCGUCCCCGUCCCCUCUACGCAACUUUCACAUCUCGUUCGGUGCCAGACGCCCCUCUAUCUCCUCUGAAAUCUCGGCAAACCAGGGAUCGGCGCCUUCCUCAGCGUCUGCACGUACGAGAGGCGACUCUAGCGCUGCACGUACAUAUACCUCGGGCUUGUCGACUUCGUACGCGCCCUCGUGGUCCGAACGCACGGAUCCACAACCAACUGAACAGGCGUCUUCCUGGCUUAAAUCGCCGCCCACAUGGAGAUUCAAGCGUCCCCCCGUAAUGGAACCCGUCGCCACCGUCGCGGAAGGACCGAAUGACGAACCCCGGUCUCGUCCCAGUCUCUCAUCCACCGCGACACGCUCAUCUGCCACGUCAAACGGCGGUAGGACGUCCCUUGAAACGCCGAGCACGCCGCGGAAGUUGCCCUUUGGCUCUGCCCGCAUCCAGUCUCCUUCCGUCCUUACUGUUUCCUCUCCUUCCCUCUGGUCACUGCCUACCGACGCAUCCCACAUGAACGACCCGCCAGACUCUGAGAAGGUCCUUGCUCGCGACCGCGACAAGUCCAACAGCAUCCGGAUACCCCUCUCCCUCAAGAUACCAUCCGCGAACACGCCCAGUUUCGGCAGCAUGUCAGCUGCGAUCGCGAGCCCGAGGCACAAGCCUGUCAAGAAGUGGUGCGAGUCAUUCGGCGAAGUCAACUCAAUUUCGCGCGAGCUCAAUGGGAACCUAUACGUCGACUUCCGGAAAGCCGAGGUAGCUGACACGGUCUGUCGUCUGCAAGCGCGGGUCUACAUCAAGGGUGUAGGCAGUGUCUGCUUAUCCUACUUCACGGGCAAGAAGCCUUGA
Molecule: messenger RNA, 1302 nt
Organism: Fomitopsis serialis
Lineage: Eukaryota; Fungi; Basidiomycota; Agaricomycetes; Polyporales; Fomitopsidaceae
Exons: 6
Coding region: 1-1302 (433 amino acids)
Source: RefSeq, a predicted model, not a curated record